Messenger RNA from Camelina sativa (false flax), 564 nucleotides. Its product is annotated as Ubiquitin-specific protease family C19-related protein. The record is from RefSeq and is a predicted model, not a curated record. Lineage: Eukaryota; Viridiplantae; Streptophyta; Magnoliopsida; Brassicales; Brassicaceae.
AUGUCAAAGAUAGCAGAGAGUAAAUCAAAACUUUCUCGUUCUAGCUAGUACUACAUAUGUGAGGAUUCAGACAACGAUGAAAUCGUUAACAUAAACAGGUUUUUUAUUUUCCAUUCCCAGUUAGAUUGAGCGAAACGAAUCUUCGAGAAACAUCCAGAGACGGCAUCAACUUUUUGUCUAAAGAGUGUAUUUGUCAAAAAAACAUACUUCACUGCUCUGGUAGACCUCAUUGACAUGAUGAAAUUUUUACCUCAACAACAUCUCUUCGAAUUCAGACUAAAAGAAGUAGAAAACACAACUCUGGAUCUUGAAGCCCCUGGUUUCAAGUUGUAUUGGUUGAUAAAGAAGAUUGAGGAGAUUCGUGUUACUAAGAAGAAAGGACAGGACCGUGUGGCUAGAGAGAUGAGGGAACUAAACCAAAUGAUCCUGAAGAAAAAGGAGGAGUUGUUGGUUCUUGAAGAAGAAAUGAAGAAGGAGCCGUUUGAUGCUAUUGAACCUGAAUAUUUUUUACUCAAUUGUUUGAAUGAACUCACAUGUGAUUCUAGUGAAUCAAUUACCAAAUAA